UUUCCGUACGUUUCUCACGAGAUCGCGAGAAAAGAACUUUUCCGGGAGGGGACGCGAAAUCUCGCGAGACGUUGCUUCCAACUUCUUUCGUUCUUUUUGUCGCCGAUCAAGCAAGAUGCCUUCCAGACUGAGGAAGACAAGGAAACUAAGGGGGCAUGUCAGUCAUGGCCAUGGACGUAUUGGUAAACACAGGAAACAUCCUGGAGGCCGUGGAAAUGCUGGUGGUAUGCACCACCAUAGGAUUAACUUUGACAAAUACUGUAUACAGUUCUAUGAUAUUUGCCCACUAUUUGAGUUUUCUGACCAGGGGUAUUACAAAGUCCUGGGCAAAGGAAAGCUGCCCAAGCAGCCUGUCAUUGUGAAAGCAAAAUUCUUCAGCCGAAGAGCCGAAGAAAAAAUAAAGGAAGUUGGAGGAGCCUGUGUCCUAGUGGCAUAAAUGUUGAUAUAUGUAUGCAGACUAAAUGACAGGCAUGAAUAAACUAUUUCAGAUGUUGGA
Molecule: messenger RNA, 496 nt
Organism: Protobothrops mucrosquamatus (brown spotted pit viper)
Lineage: Eukaryota; Metazoa; Chordata; Lepidosauria; Squamata; Viperidae
Product: 60S ribosomal protein L27a
Exons: 5
Coding region: 116-436 (106 amino acids)
Biological process (GO): translation
Cellular component (GO): ribosome; cytosolic large ribosomal subunit
Molecular function (GO): structural constituent of ribosome
Source: RefSeq, a predicted model, not a curated record